AUGGCGAAACUGGAAGAUGAUAGCACAAGCUGGGACACAACUCACACAAGCUUGGACCAGAAGGAAGUCCCCAGUCAUGAAAAUAACAUGGAGUCGACUCCUCUUCCUCCUCCUCCUCAUCACCUUCCAUGGCUUGUCCUCGAUUCUCGUCAUCCCUUCUACAUCCAAAACCAAUGUUUUCUCAGCGGUCGAGCUGUUCCCAAAAGUUUUGAAUCAAACUCCGAUGCGGCAAAUUACACCCGGAGCUGUGUUGGGUCGGUAGAGGGUUGGUUGAUCAUGGCGGAGAGAUUUAGAACAAUGUAUCCCGUUCUCGAGUUCAUUGAUCCAGUAUCCGAUGCCCUAGUCACUUUUCCAUCAAAACUACCAAUCAAGUCUGGCGGAAACUAUAAUUUCCUCAAAGUAGUAGCCUCUUCCGCCCCAACGGGGCCGCAGCGCUGCCUUGUGGCCGCCAUUGUGCCCGUCCGUAAUAACUCCGGCCACGAAGCACGUCGAGAGUUGGCCCUUUGUAGGCUCACUCAUGAAUCAUGGACCAUGAUUAAGUUUGCGGAGGUAAAUCACGAGUUCUUGAUCUGCGACAUAGAGGUCAUUGAUCGGAAAUUAUAUGCCGCAACCAAGAACUUGCUCAUGGUGUUUAACAUCAAAGACAUUGAUGGCUGUCACCUUAGCUAUAAGCUUGUAGAGACGGUUAAGCUCGAGAACGAUAAGCCAGUUAAUUGGGUUUAUGAUUAUUGGGGACUAGAUAAAGAUAGGUACGUGCAGAUAUUUGAAGAUGGACCUUACCUAGUAAAAGAUGUGACAUCAAAGGAGCUGUUCGUGAUUUUUCGAUACGUUUCGUUGUCGAGAUCGUUGCCCAUUACCUACUGCACUGAAGGAUUUCGGGUUCUGAAGCUGGAGAAUUGUAUUGCUAGUUCUAGCUUGGUAGAGGUUUCAGACCUUGGCGACCGGAGAUUGUUCCUAAGCAGGUUCAGCAACCAACUCAUCUCUUCCGGCAAUGGCGUUAAGGGUUCCGAUGAUAUGACGACACCAGAAGGAAACUGCAUCUGUUUUGCUUUCAAUUGGCCUCGUGUGAUGUUACCAGGGGGAGAUUUUGGGGUCUUUUCUUUGACAAAUAAGAGGGUUAUGCCUCUGAGGUUUCCCGAGGAUCAAUGUCCUGCUGAACUUUUCUUUGGAAGUACUGUGUGGUUCAACCCCUUUGCCUAA
Messenger RNA from Fragaria vesca subsp. vesca, 1200 nucleotides. RefSeq lists its product as uncharacterized. The transcript has a single exon. The record is from RefSeq and is a predicted model, not a curated record. NCBI's taxonomy places the organism in Eukaryota, Viridiplantae, Streptophyta, Magnoliopsida, Rosales, Rosaceae. The coding region runs from base 1 to 1200 and encodes 399 amino acids.